AUGGCCUCAGCGCGCAUCUUCAUCUUGACGUUGUGCUUGCUAGACCUGGCGGCACGGUGCGUGCCAGGGCUGUGCCAAGGAGAAUCUGCAGAGUAUCAGGAUGCGUUAGACUAUCCCCAUGUUGAUGCGGAUCAGGCGAGUCAGCACUUGGCCCCUGAAGAGGAUGUGGACGAGGAAAAUGACAACCCUGGUGUUGUGGAAAAGGGUGGUUUGGUUAGGACGCAUUCAGUGGGGUCCCGGUCGACAGAGAACGGUGGCCUGCUGUCGAAGAUUUCCAAGUCUCUCUACGGUGCUACCGGUUCUUUCGCUGUGUCAGCUGCGGUUUUGCCGGAGUUGACAGAAGGGCAAAUUAAUGGCGUGGAGCCUGUGUCGUUAUAUGACAAUGUUAGAACCGUUGUGGGUCUCGGUGCGCUAGCGGCAAUGCUUUCUUUUCUCGCUGUCAGUGCGUAUAAGACGGGGAAACACUUUUUGAGGAGACGGCAUCGGAAGAGCGCCGCUGCCGCGGGCGUCUCUAUUCUGGGGGAAGAGGAGACAAACGGUCCUACUCGAGACGAUCACUGA
Messenger RNA from Besnoitia besnoiti, 561 nucleotides. RefSeq names its product dense granule protein GRA7. The transcript has a single exon. NCBI's taxonomy places the organism in Eukaryota, Apicomplexa, Conoidasida, Eucoccidiorida, Sarcocystidae. Bases 1 to 561 code for a protein of 186 amino acids. The record is from RefSeq and is a predicted model, not a curated record. Gene Ontology annotation, cellular component: extracellular region.